Chaetomium fimeti is the source of this 1872-nucleotide messenger RNA. RefSeq names its product putative Xaa-Pro aminopeptidase P. NCBI's taxonomy places the organism in Eukaryota, Fungi, Ascomycota, Sordariomycetes, Sordariales, Chaetomiaceae. The transcript has 4 exons. Gene Ontology annotation, molecular function: metalloaminopeptidase activity. The record is from RefSeq and is a predicted model, not a curated record. The coding region runs from base 1 to 1872 and encodes 623 amino acids.
AUGGAGACAGUCAACACCACUACCCGGCUGGCCACCCUCCGGUCCUUGAUGAAGGAGAACGGGGUCGAUAUCUAUGUUGUGCCGUCCGAGGACAGCCACGCCUCCGAGUACAUCGCCCCAUGCGACGCCCGCCGCGCCUUCAUCUCGGGCUUUACCGGCUCUGCGGGGACUGCCGUAGUCACACACGACAAGGCCGCCCUCGCCACCGACGGGCGAUACUUCAACCAGGCCGGCAAGCAGCUGGACGGGAACUGGCACCUUCUCAAGACGGGCCUGCAAGAUGUCCCUACGUGGCAGGAUUGGACGGCCGAAGAGUCGGCCGGCGGCAAGACCGUGGGCGUCGAUCCUUCUCUGAUCUCGAGCCCCAUCGCGGAGAAGCUCGACGAGAGCAUAAAGAAGAGCGGCGGUGCCGGCCUGAAGGCGGUCAGUGAGAACCUGGUUGACCCGGUGUGGGGUGGUGAUAGGCCUGCCCGGUCCAGCAAUCCCGUCAAGCUCCUGGUCGGGAAGUACUCGGGCAAGGACACGGCUACUAAGCUUACCGAACUCCGCAAGGAGUUAGCGAAGAAAAAGGCCGCCGCCUUUGUUCUGUCGAUGCUGGAUGAGGUCGCAUGGCUCUUCAACCUCCGCGGCAGCGACAUCACCUACAACCCGGUGUUUUACUCGUACGCCAUCGUGACACAGGAUUCGGCGACGCUAUAUGUAGACGCUUCCAAGCUGGACGACGAGAGCCGAAGCUACCUGGACCAGAACAAGGUCACCAUCAAGCCGUACGACACCCUGUUCGAGGAUGCCAAAGCCCUGGCCAGCGCCGCCGAGGCCAAGGGGACGUCCGAGCCGCCGAAUAAGUACUUUGUCUCCAACAAGGGCUCUUGGGCACUGAAGCUGGCUCUUGGGGGGGACAAGUUUGUCGACGAGGUUCGAAGCCCGGUUGGGGAUGCCAAGGCCGUCAAGAACGACACAGAGCUCGAGGGCAUGAGGCAGUGCCACAUCCGGGACGGUGUUGCUCUCAUACAGUUCUUUGCCUGGCUGGAAGACCAGCUCGUUAACAAGAAGGCGGUCCUCGACGAGGUGACGGCUGCUGAUCAGCUCGAGGCGUUCCGAGGGAAGCAACAGGACUUUGUCGGGCUUUCCUUUGACACUAUCUCAUCCACAGGGCCCAAUGCCGCUGUCAUUCAUUACAAGCCCGAGUCAGGGUCUUGCGCCAUCGUCGACCCGGAGGCCAUCUACCUAUGCGACUCAGGGGCUCAGUUUUUGGACGGCACCACCGACGUCACCCGGACUCUCCACUUUGGCACCCCCACCCCCGAGCAGAGGAAGGCCUACACGCUCGUCCUGAAGGGCAACAUCGCGCUCGACACGGCGGUUUUCCCCAAGGGCACAACCGGCUUUGCCAUUGACUGCCUGGCCCGCCAAUUCCUCUGGGUAAGCUCACCCUGUUUCUCCCCACCCCACCGCCUCGACUACCGGCACGGCACGGGCCACGGCGUCGGGUCGUACCUCAACGUGCACGAGGGGCCGAUCGGGAUCGGCACGCGCAAGCAGUACGCCGACGUGGCGCUGGCGGCGGGCAACGUGCUGUCGAUCGAGCCGGGCUUCUACGAGGACGGCGCCUACGGGAUCCGCAUCGAGAACCUCGCCAUGGUGCGCGAGGUCAAGACGGAGCACGCCUUCGGCGACAAGCCCUUCCUCGGCUUCGAGCACGUCACCAUGGUCCCCUACUGCCGCAAGCUGAUUGAUGAGGCUUUGUUGACCGGUGAGGAGAGGGAGUGGUUGAACAAGAGUAAUGAGGAGAUUCGUGAGAAGAUGCGGGGGCGCUUUGAUGGGGAUGAGUUGACGCGGGCGUGGCUGGAGAGGGAGACGCUGCCUUUUUGA